GCAAAGCAGGGUUAGCCAUGGUGUUGAGGCUGUGAAGCUAACUUCUGUCGAUGAAGUGAGUAACAAUGCCUACUGUGGAGUUUUGUUGUUGGUCGUAAAGUCACUGAACUAUACCAAACUGAUAGAAGCUUGUUUGGUCUCUUCGCUGCUAUAUCUCGCUAACAUCGAUGUUAGCAAUUAGCCUGUUCGUGUAAAUGCUAUUCACUAGAAUGGACCUGUUGAACUCUCAGUUCCUGGACAAGAUGAACAAUAACAUCGGGAGACUGCACUACGAUGAUGAGUCCAGGACGCCCUCCCUGCCUACUGCUAUGUCCAACAUAACUGGGCCUCCUCCACACUGUCCAAGCAAACGGAAAUAUGGUGAAGAACAAAUGGACGACCGAAUCAAUUGUGAUGAUGACCACAUGACCAAAAUGAGCAGAUUGUUUGCCACUCAGCUGGCCCGUCCCUCUGCUGGAGACAACCGUAAUGACCACUGGAGUCACAGUCCUGUGGAGCACAUUACUUCCUCUUCUAAUGGUCUCCAUGGGACUCACCUGUAUGCUUCCAUUUCUGGCUGUGCUGUAGACCAGCCUCUGUCUCUGACCAAAAGCAGCCACGACAUUGGAGUCGGGGCCAGGGAGAGGUCUGUCAUGAGUGGGACUAUAGAGCGGCAGCAGAAUCGUCCCUCGGUUAUUACCUGUGCUCCAGCGAGCAACCGCAAUUGUAACCUCUCUCACUGCCACAUGAAUGGCUGUUCUCCCAGCCCACCUGCUGAUCAGCGGAAGACCAAUGCUAACACAGUAUGCGAUCCUGUGAUUGAGGAGCACUUCCGCCGCAGCCUCGGAAAAAACUACAAAGAAGCAGAGCCCGUGUCCAACUCGGUGUCCAUCACAGGUUCAGUGGAUGACCACUUUGCCAAGGCUUUAGGAGAUGCCUGGCUCCAAAUCAAGGCCAAGGGUGGGGGUCAUCAGACCCCAGAUGCAGAUCCAUGAAACAGAGGGGGGUAAACAUUACAGUCACCUUCUUAGUGUUUGCUUCUUGCCAAGUAUAAACUUCCCUUAGCCAAGAACAAUGUAAGACAUACAAUAUGGUGCUCACCCAGGCUGUUCACUUAUGAACAUUGAGGUCAACCUUUUAAUAGAACACUCAGCUCAGAUUUGACUCUAAAAUUGGGAAACACUCUCAAUUUAAGAUGAGAAGAUAAAUAUUGCAUAGUUGGAUUGACAUUGUUGGUUGUGGAAAUUGUACAAUCAGAUUUGAUUUUGUAUCGAUAAUGACUUUCACAAAGCGGUUGGUUGUUAGCUCAUGUUCUAUUUUACCUGCCUUUCACUUGCCUUGAUAGCCAAAGAAAUCCCUUGCCUUUUCCAUCAACAUAUAAGCCAUAGAUCUAGUCUUCAUUGUUUCCACCCUAAAAUCACACUGCUUUUGAAUCUAUAUUACUUGAAAAGGACAGCCGGGUCUCAUUUGCACUAUUACGUUUCUGACCGUUGAGGUAGCAGGUUACCUGUUUCAGUUGGAACUAGCGUGUUCGAGAAUGCGUCUUGUGUUUUGAAAUUGUGAUAAUGCAAUUAAGGCUCUGGUCCCCCUGCUUUCUGAAGACACUAGACACUAGACUAAUCUGUCUUCUUUAUGAUCCUGAACUGGACUUAUCCACUGUUAACUAAAUAAUUUUAGUUUCCUGUCUAUAUGCUCACUGUGGCUGAUUACUUAGUAAACUAAUAUCAAUCGUAGUACAUAUCUCUAACUAGAAAGCAUGUUUCAAAUAGCUGGUUUCUAUUACAAUCCUUAUUCUAUACUAUAUAUUUACUCAGAAUUUAUUUUUUAUCUGUAACAAUUUAGAAAUACUCACUGCUGGUACAGUUGUACUCAAUAUAUUUUUUGUAUCUGGUUUUCAUUACUAUAUGUAGGUUUCUAUCUCAGCAUCCAUCUACAAAUCACAGCCUCUGGCAAGGUUGUCUGAAUGCAGUUUAAUAGGCUUGAUUACUUUGUUAUUCUGUGGAGCUGGAUGCUUUAUACAUGACUGAAUACAGAUAAAUCCGACCUUCUGUAGCACAGUCUAUUAGCAGUGGCUUUAUUUAUUCUCAACAUGUUGAUACUUUCAUGUUGACUUUUUGGAAAAAAUGUGGUGACAACAGAAUUCUUACUUUAAUUUGUUGAGAACAAAAAGAGGACGUCUCAGUUGCUUCAGUGACAAAAUCGGUUUCCCUCAGAGCUAAGAUUUUAAUGCAGAUGCAGUAUGGGUGUCCUUAAUUCACGAGUAGGCAUCAACAUUCCACCAUGACUGCCUGACAUCUAUCAGUCACUUCAGUUGUGUUUAGCGAAUACUGUUACAGAUAUGUUUGUCUUUAUUUGAUUAAGAGGAUGUUGUGGUGUGAGUUGCAAAAAUCUGCCUUAUUAUGGAGAAGAGGUCUAAGUGAGCCACAGAGUUUUUUUUUUUUUUUUUUUUGUAGAGGCAGUUGAGUUUUGUUUAAAUUAAUUUCGCACCCUUCUGAAAUUCUCUACUUAUAGAAACAUGACCUAUUUGUCGACACUGAUUAAGACUGUAAAUUCAGAUUUUUUUUAAUGUCAAAUAACUGUCUGUGAAAACUUAUGCAUUUGUAUUAAUAUUCUGCAGUUUCAAAAUUGUUACAUACACUAUCUUGUCUUUAUAUUUUAUUUUACUCAUGUAAGACUAUCAUUGCGCCGCGCGGAAUGAUCAUAGAUAUUUUGUUUUCUAUUCAGAAUAGAGUACUCAUGUAGCAUGGAUAUUCAUUAUCUUUUAACCAUGCAUUCUAUCUUUCUAAAAGCUGAUUAUUUUCCCACAGUUAUCAGACGAUAAAAAAAGUGCAGGAACACAAUAAUCUUUUGAGCAAAGACUUGGUGCAGUGUCAGAAAGACUUCUACUCUAACGGUUUAAAGAGUUUGUGUCUGUGUGUACCAUAGUGGAAUUUAGGGAUUAUCAUGGGAUCUGCUUGUUUGACACAAGUAGAUUUUUAGCAAUAUGUUUGGGGUAUUAAUCCAUUGUUAUUUAAAUUGCUAUGUUUAGACUACCUGUAUCUCAAAGACUGUUAGCAGAAAGGACCUGCUCCAGGUGUCAUCUGCAUGGAAAACAUAUGUUCACUUUUGUCCUUAUUUCUCUGGAAGAAAAUGCCACUGUUUGUACUUAAUUUCUUCCAAAUAAACUUGCAAACGCAGA
Molecule: messenger RNA, 3157 nt
Organism: Toxotes jaculatrix (banded archerfish)
Lineage: Eukaryota; Metazoa; Chordata; Actinopteri; Toxotidae
Gene: vgll4a
Product: vestigial-like family member 4a
Exons: 6
Coding region: 195-974 (259 amino acids)
Biological process (GO): negative regulation of DNA-templated transcription
Molecular function (GO): transcription coactivator binding
Source: RefSeq, a predicted model, not a curated record